CUUACCUUUGGGUAGUUAUCGCACGUAUUAAAACUACUUUCUAUUUCACAUAACAUGCGCUUAUGAAGUUUAUAAGAAAUUUAUUUUCCCCUACACAUCUUAAGCGUGUAAUGUUAGCGGGCGUGUUAGAAAUAGUCUAUUUAUCAAAUCGGCAUCCAUUUUGAAGGAUGUUAUCAUAGGCGUUGUACUGAUAAGCACCUUCAGCGGUGGAAGUACAUUUAUUCUGUGUACAGCUCGCGCCAUUUUAUUAUACUGGCACCCUGAGUAAAGUUAUAAAAUGGUGGUUGUGCAUGCGAGGUGGUGAUAAUAACUGUAUAUAAUGCGUAUUUAAGUGAAAUAUGAGAUCCUGUUUAUCUGGGAAUGGACGUGGUGUGUCUGAUGGUAAAGGGAGGGAGCCCAUGCAUCAACAUGGACUGGGGGUUCAUGUGAGACCAUGGACCAGUGCAGUGACCACCAUCACACCAGCAUGAAAGGUCGGUCCAGAAUGACACGACUCUUCACAGUCGCUCUCGUCGGUUCGAGAAGAGCACCUCAAGUACUUAGCAGCGACGCUGGCCUCCGUGGGAGUGCCGUGAGUCCCACGACAAGUGCCGCGAGAGUUCCGCGAGUGAAGGGAAGAGGGUGAGAGACCCCCUCGAGAGGGGCACACUGUGGAGUUCAACUGGAUCGUGGGUGCAGCGACUGAGUGGACCUGGCACCAUGAUGUGAGCCAAUGUGGUCAGUGCAAUGGAAGACGUUAUGCAGCAGCAAAUGAGGAGUCAUAAAAGGCAGCAUGAAGGUCAGCACGUAGACACCUGCCAGGACAGGAAACGAAGGAAUAGUGGGAACAAGCCUCCAGAACUUGUUCACUACUUGAAGGACAGCGUCCUGUCCUGUUCAGAUGAGGACUCUCGCCCGCCGGACUUGAUGCCAGAGAUUAUUGUUACGCGCAGGAAAAACAACAAGGAUAAGAAUUGCAAAGACAACAGUGCAAGCAGUUUAUGUGAAGAAGAUCAAGAAUUUCAUGGUUUUGGAUCUUUGGAUAUUGAGUUGAGUGAGAAGGCGUACGAGACCCUCCAGAACUUGCCGGCCAUGGAGGUGAUUUCUAGCAAGAUUGAAGAAAUUCAUGUUGAUAACUCAGAUAUACUGCAGAAGCUACUCAAUUUGAGUGCUAGAGUUGAAACUCGUAAAAACACUAGUCAAGCUGAGAUACAGAAAAAGUGGUUCCAAGAACUUCAAGAAAGCCAAAAGAAACCGGUGAAGAAAACUAGUAAUUGUACGGUGAAACUACCCAGGUUACUGUCUAGUGUUUGUGCAAGAGAAAACAUGGAAUUGGACCGUAAUAUGAAUCAAUGCCUUAAAAGUGGCUAUAGCUUUAGAAAAGAACAAGAAGAAAGUUUUAUGUCAAAAGAUAAAGUACUAAAUAUGCAAUGUGGGUUGAGCGCUUCGAUACAAAGCACACCUUGUAAACUGAAAAACAGCAUUCCUUCUGAAGCAGUCCGGCAGAUUGAGGACGAAGAUGCCAGAAGUGAUUCCAGUUAUAUGUAUGUGAUGCCAAAUGUUAGCACUGGCAAGGAAUGUGUGGACUACAUGGAUGGAAAAUUGAUAUUUGCAUUUGAAACUGAAGCUGAUCUUGAAGAAUUCACCAAACGUGAGGAUGAGUAUAGAAGGGAAGUAAGUUUCUCUCCCUUUCCUUUCAUUGUUCCUAAAAAAACUGAUGAUAUAACUAAAAUAAAAGGCUGGCGAUUCAAAAAAUUUGCAAUUGACAGCGAUGAGGAUUCAAUAAAUGAGGAGGACCUUGAGAUGAAUGAUGAACUUGAGAGUUUGCGCAACGAACAAGAAGCUUUGGUGAGACGUCUAAACAAUUCCUCAGAUGACCUUGAGGUUGAUGGCAGUUCUGUUGAUGAACAUUUGAAGAAUGAUGACAUGUGUGUGCCUGAGGAUGAUGAUGGGUCGGUUGGCAGCCAUGAUGCAUCCAUGCAGAAGAAUCAUGUCAUUUCCACGCAACCUGUGAACAAUGUUAUAAAAACUAAAUAUAACGUAGAAAAUAAAAAAUCACCCGAAAAGUUAAUAAGUAGGUAUUCACAAAAUAGUAAAAAUACUUUCCCUAAAAGUAACUAUCCCUUAAAAAUUUUAGAUCCUUUCGUGACACCUGAAAAACAGCAUUCUGUUGGUGAAUUGUCGGUAAAGACAAAAGAAAGUAAAAGAAAAAAAUCUUCGCAGUUAAACAGUCAUCGUGGAUUUGACGGCUACAAAUUAACAGCCAAUAAUGAUGGACCAAACACAGUUAUUGCAGAUGUAUCUUCAGCAGUUGCUAUCAAACAUAGUUUGUCAGAUGUCACAAGUGAAUUAAGAAAUACAGAGUUGGUUAGCAGUGAAAAUGUCUCUAGUAAAGCUUGCUUAGAUCCGAGGGCACCGUUUAUUAGUCAUGAUCUAGACCACUAUUUGUCAGCUAAUCCAGCUCCUGUGUUGAAAUUUUUACCUGAAGUAGACAAUGCAAUUGCUGCUAAAGAAGCUGUCUUCAGAGAGUCAGAAGCUGUUGCAGUAAAACAAAAAACAGUGGAAAACUCAAGUGAUUUGCACUCUAAGAGGAAAACAGAUUCAGAUAUGUAUGUAUCUCGUGUAGCUUUUAAUACUUCAAAAGUCAGUGACUCUUCUUCACACACUCAUUAUCGCCUUGCUGCUAAGGCUUUGCAGAGAUGUAAACAUAGCAUUGCAGUACAAUCAAGAAAACAAGCUAGAUCUGUAGAUUGUGAUAGGAAAGUUCUCAGUGGCAACUCUGUGCCGAAGGGUGACAGAGAAAUUGGUGAUUUUGAUGCCAGUAGUAAUAAACUGAAGAAGUUAACACAUGCUAAGAAAGUUUGGAGCUCACGUUCUGCCAUAGAGAAAAAGUCUUUAGUUAUUAAAAAACGGGCAUUUAUGGGUGAAAAGAUUCGCAAAGAAAGCAUUAAUAAGAAAGCUAAGUUCAGUAACAAAAAAGAGCUUAUGAAAAAAAGUUUAAUUCUUGUAAAAUCUUUGCCUUUAAGAUUUAGCAAAACGAGGUUAUUACCACAGAAAUCAUCAAAAAGUGUAGCCCAGUUUGCACAAAAGUCAAAAUUUGUAGAAGCAGUAAAGAUGGUGAAGGCAAAACUUGUGGAGCAAUUUGCAUCAGUUAAGCAGUGUUCUAUAGUAAUGCAUACCUGUGUGGGCAAACCAAUGCAGGAUGUUGAAGUGAAACAGUUGUGCAAGAUUCGAGGUGAUGCUUGGGAAAUCGACUGGCAGUGGGCAAACUUUGCAGCAUCUGUAGUGACCAGUCAUCCACAUAAAGCCCAAAAGUGUCGGGUUCAGUUCACAGUGCCAUUUGAAAGCAUGUUGCUUUCUAAGUUAAUACUUCAACAAGACAUUGAUUCUUCUUUAGCAGGUAAUGCUGCUGUUCCUAUGUCUGCAAAUAAACAAAGUGAAAUAGAGGACCCAUCAACACGAGAAGUUACACGUGUUGUCGAAGAGCUGGUGAAUUGUGUGGUUAACCACGAAGUUCAAGAUCUGAUCAUACUUCCGGACCCAGAAUACGACAGUUCUAAAAUUCAUCUCUCCCCGACUGAUAAAACAGUGGGAGGACUGGAAAAGAAGAAAUCUGUGUCAAUAGUCCGUGAGCUACAGAGAUUGGACGUAAACUUCAUUGAAAUGGACACAAAUGGUGAGGUGGCAGAAAACACCGGAGAUUCGGAAGAUACAUGCGGUAAGCCUUUCUGUUCCUUGGGCUGCGUGUGUGUGAGUCUGUCUGCGGCAAGCAGCAUUUCCAAUUUGACGGAGCAUUGUGGGAGAGUGGAGUGCAUGUUUGAAUGCGAGUGUGGUCAGAUUCAGAAUGAGACGAUCAGUCCGACAAGGAGGAACGGAGCGGGCGACAAACCCUCUAUCAUUCCUCACACCACGGUGAUGAGACUGCAGGAUGAGUCCAACCGCCACCUGGCGAAGGUGGAGAAGCAGUUCAAGCAGACGGUGAUCAAAGCCAAGGACGAGAUGAUCGUGGUGAGCGUGGGUGGCAGCAGCCGCAGGAAAAGGGAGAUCAAGAUGCCGGAGAGAUACAAGGAUUCAGUUCUGGGGAGAGAAUUUUUAGCUGCUGAUUUUAAAAUCUUAAGUGGCUUUGAAGAUUCUGUCAACUUUCUAGGGAAAGAUGAUGAUGGUGCGUAUUUGCCAACAAAAAAACAAAAACAGUCAGUUGCUAGCAAAAAUUACACACUGAAAGAAUGCUCUGUUUCUGUGAGCAGACUGUCAGGAGCAUUGGAAACACCAUUGUACUGCAUGAUUCAUGAGGAUUACGGGUGUCCCUGUCAAACAAGCAGUAAUAAAUUUCAGCAGAAGGUAGAAUCUGAGCAAAACAAACCAAACUCCAACGACCAGACGCAUUUAGAAUCUCGCAAUGUUGCCAAGAAGAGUACUGCAAUGUCCACAGUUUUAUCGCAUGGAAGAAUUGGAUGUAAAUCUGGUGACGGUAAUGUCCAUGGCUGGUUGUCAAAUAGACAAGAAAAUGUGGUUGGAAGCAACAUAAAAAAAACUAAAACUUUAAAUGAAGAAAAUGAAUUAAGCAUGAAAGAUAAUCCUGAACCUCUUAAAAUUGUAUCAGUAGGUUCUAUGAGGGUGGAAGAUUUUGAAAGCCAAAAUAUACCUGAGACCUUUGUGUCAAGUAUUUCAGGAUCACUUGUUGUAAUGAAAGCUAAUGACAACAUGGAAAUUGAACAUUUCCAAGUUCCAUCAAUUAGUAAUAUUGCACAGCUCAAAGCCAGUGAUCUGAGGAGAUGGAAUGAACCAUUGCGAAAGCUCGAAACAACUGACUAUUAUUUCAGUAGCAGCAUAAAGGAAGAAAUUAUUAAGACUAAUUACUUACUAAACUGCUUAUCCUGUGAAAAUUUUGCAGACUCAGGUAAGAAUUUGUAUGCGAGCCCUAUACAUGUAUUACAUCAUUAUUAUACCUCUGGGAAAAUUUUCAUUUGGUUAUAUAGAACUGAUAAAAUUCCAGUCACUAGAGUUUUAGUUACAUUAUCAGAUAGGAAACCAAACAGAAACUGUGCAAAACUUAAGGACGUUAAAAUGACAUACAACUUAAAAGUACCACAGUUCAUACUGAAUGUUGUCAAGGAGACUGAUGAAUCAUUAGUUAAUUGUAAAAGUGUUGGAGCAUUUGUUUGUAAUGGUUCAACUUAUGAACUUAUAGGUGCCAUGACAUCAGUCAACGAAACAAAGUGGUACUGGAAACGACACUUUGACUGUGCAAUGCUGCAGUGCUUUUUGCUAAAAGCAGGCUUCGAUCCUUUCAAGAAAAAGUUUUUGACGGAACCCUUUCAUCCGUUCCGGUGGUUGAUGAUCAUAAUGAAGAAAACUUUCUCUGAGGCAGUAAUAGGAAGUUGUCUGUUUCCAUAUGACAGACUGUACGAUCUUGUUGAAAGAUGUAGAAAAGAACAAAUAGAUUAUGCUUUGCACCUCAGUGAUAAACAACGAAAAGGAUUUGGAGAUGAAUGUGAAUGGAGGUAUAAAUUUGGAGUGUACGGAAGUGCAAAAUAUUGUGAACAAGUUUUUGUGGGCCCUUACGAUUUAGAAGAAAAACCAGAUGUAUAUCUGUAUAAGAAACUAUCAAAUGGCACCGUCGUUCCCUUGACACACAACGAAAAGCUUUGUCGGUGGGUGUACACGUCUGUAAACAACCUGAAACCGAAGUCCAAACAGGCGGACCAGGCGGAACGGACAGACACAGCAUCGUCUCCGGUGAAGAGCGAAGACGGGCCCCUGGGGAGCGCCGUCGGACAGUUUGAAAUGGUGUGUGUGGAGGAUACGAGUGAAAGGACUCCUGGGGCAGGGGAGAGCAUACAGGACAUCAUAGAGGAAAUGCUGGGCGACAGGAGCAGGAAGUCGGAAGACAAGUCCUCCGGCAGGCACUCGCAGCAGCCAGAGGCACUGGUGCUUGUGCCCUCCAUCCCCAGCCUGGGCUUCGUCAACUGCACCUACCACUGCUCCAGCAUCCGCCUGACGCACUUCUACCUGGAGGCUGCCCCCAGCUUCAGCUCGGUGCUGGCCGCGGGCAAGUGGCUCAACAGCUACUUGAGAACGAAGAUCAAGUUCGAACCAGUGAACCUGGUUUUGGAGUGGUCGAUCAACACCAUAACGGUGAAGACUAACUGGCAUCCUCUCAACCUGAAAAAUCUCCAGCAGGGCGGUUACGUUUUGACGGAGAAGGGCUUGAAGAAAGUACUUCCUAGAAGAACUCCAAGAAACAGAGCCUCUUCUCGUACACACUGUAAACAUACUCUAGAGUAUCACUUCAAGGUUCUGAGAGCACACCUCGGGUGUUCAAGUCAGAAGUUAUCACGGAGAUCUGUGCUAAAGCUGGCUCGCGAGGAGAUCCAGGUAGAGACUAGGAAAGAGGAGAUGCUGACGAAGGAGUACUCCGAGGUCAUUGAAGAACGGCAAGACAAUGUGUCAAAAAUUUUCCAGCUCGUUAAAGAUCUGCCUCCUGUUGACAGAAGAGAACAUCUGAAAGAACUGGACAAGAAUCUGCAAAAGCAGGAUCCAGUGAUAAUCCUCGAUGAUGAUGAUGAUGAUGAUGAGGAGAAUGAGGAUGACAGCCGCAGGUCUGAGUGUGACUCGACGUACAGCGACUGCAGUAACAGUGAUGAUUACUUGGAGAGCAGUGACGAAGAAGAGGAGACGGAAGAUGAUGACGAUGUAGUCAUGCUGGAGACCUUGCCAGCCAGUACUCACUCACGGCUCAAGCCGAGAAGUGACCCGCUGAGCGAGGGUGGACAGACUAACUCCUGCAGCGCUCUCAGAGUUAGGGACGUCCGCACACUCAACACCGCUGCUGCAGCCGUCGGUGGGACGGAACUAGUCGCUCCAGUCAGUGCCUCUGCCGCUGAAUCACCAACGGCAACCUCUCUCUCCGCUGGUCUUUCUUACAAACUUUCGUCUGUGAUAUCGCCCAACAGGAACAGAAUUAACUUGUCGGUGGAUGAGAAUCACAUUCACAAACUAGAGCCUAAUGCUGAGAACAGUCAGUCUAUGCUCGGUCUGACCCAGAGAUUAAGUCUGUUUCAACCGAGUACCCUGAACCAGCUUUCUUCUACACCCACGAGGGUUCUAAGUGUAAAAAGUGGGUUACAGUCGAUACUUCGUCCGAUGGAUGGUGUUCCUGUGAAGACGCCAGCUGCCAAACUUUCUGUCCAGCUGCCAAGCUUGCUGAAGUUGGCACCGACCAGGAGGAGCAAACAGCUGGCGACACCGCUCAGUGGUGAUGAGAGCGGGUCGGACAGGAACCCUCCAGGUGGCGUGACCUCACCGAGCAGCGAGAAGGAAGAUGCUGGCACCAAGUCCUCGGUCGCACUGUCGCCUCUACGACAAAGCAGUUCUCGAAGCAAGGAAACAGAAGAUGUGACAAGAAACUCUUCACUUUUAUUUUCAGCUGCAGGAAAUAAUGAUUUUCAAGGUCAGGAAAAAGAAGAGUCACCAAAGAAAGGUGUAGUUUCGCCUUCAGCUCCAAGCUUGUGCCAGAGCGAAGAAACAGAAGACGGAACAAAGAGGCCGGUGAACGUGGUGCUGCCGUCCACACAGACGUGCCAUCAGGGCUCCCCGGAGAAGAGCAAGGUGCUCCAGCUCCUGCAGGCGUCGUCGGUGGGCAGCCUGCAGGCCACGAUCCAGGGCAAGACGGUGAAGUUCCAGCCCGUCCACGACGUGUGCAUCGUGGUCAACUCCAGCGGCCAGAAGACCCUCAUGAAGACUCCCCCCUUGCUGCGCAAGAGCCCCGCGCGGACGCCCACCCCCUCGCCCCCCGCACCGGGCCCCUCGUGAACCUCAGUUCCUUCCUCUCCUGCACGGUUGUGGCUCAGCUGAGUGCGUUUGGCCAGGUCAGGUCCAACACUUUCUUCAGGAACCCUUUAAAUAUGUAAAUAUUUAACCCUUCAAUAGUGUGUUCAUGUUUGCAAGUGAUCUCUUGAAACUUAUAUAGUUUUAUUUUUAUUUGAAAAUUUAUUUUUCAUCAAGUAUAAUAGACACCUUGCCAAAGAUAUUUUUUUUUUUUUUUUUGCUACUUUGAACAGGUGUGUAAUGGAAUCAAUGGCAGACUUUAGAUUAAGAUCUGAAAUUAGGCUAUUAAACUACAAAAGACCCAUCGCAAUUGUUUACUUAUCCGUUGCCCAGAUUUUUGUGUACCUAUACAAAAUUGUUUUCCAUUUGAAUAUUUUUAUAAUAUUUAUGUGUGAUUGCAGGACAUAACAUUUUCUGUAGAGAGUUUUAAGCCAUAGAUCUGAAGUCUCCAAUUUGUUAUAUUUUAUAUUAAGUUUUUUUUCUCCCAAGUUUUUUGCAGGACAGUAACCAACAGUUUUUGUAGUGCAAGGUCAUAUGCUUUUGUAAAACUUGUCUGGUCUCUCCUUUUUGAUACAAACCACAGUUGAAGUCUGUUAGUUACAUAAUUCAAGUUCAAGUGAAGGAAGUGUGUGUUAGUUCAAGGUGCAGAUAUUCACAUAUAUGUUAACUUGCAGUGUGGUCACAUACAGUUGGAAUCAGCAUUCCACUCAGGAGCCAUCUUCAGAAACUAGGCUGGAACAUAUGAGUGAAAUCCUAGAAAGAAACAGUACUGUUUACUGUGUUUGCAUUUCUGUGCUGUUUUUCAUAUAUUUUAGUUUUUUAUGAUAGUUUACAUUGUAAUGAAGACAGUAUUAGUUUACAUUGUAAUGAAGACAGUAUUAUGGCUGCCGCCAGCGCGAGCUGUGGGCCGGACUCUUGAGUGGCCUGUCCAGUGCCUUGUGUACAUUCGACACCGCAGUACCACUGCGCAAUCCUCAAGUCAUCACACGGGUUUGGUUUACCUUUUACCAAAUGUUCUUGAGAAAUCUCAACAAGUUGUGUUGCUUUAAUUUUGUAACAUAGAAGUAAGCUGUUUAUAUUGCAUUUAAUAAUUGUCUGUUUCAGCUAAAUGUACCUUUUUAUAAUGUUUCUCUUCCAAUUUUGAAUGUUGGUACUUGGCACUUUAGUCUGCUGCGACUAGGCUCUCCUCAAUGACGGACUGUCACAACUGUUUAUAGCAUGACGGAGCAUUUUGUUGUUAUUGCCUGUCUCAGUCGUACAAAGCAGGAUUACUCCGCUGACGAUUUACUGCUUUGUGAAAAGUUUUGUCAAAAUUUAUUGGCUGUGCAGCCUUAAUUUCUUUCAAUAUGACUAUAAAAUUUGGUUUCAGCAAGAACCAGAUCAUGUAGGAAAAUGAUUAUUGUUUAAACGUCAGCUGACCAGUAAUUUAAAAUUUAAGACUGAUGUUACCAAAAAUUUGUUUUUUAAAUCGUAAGUAAUAUGUUAACGCAGCUGCUGCAAAUUGAAAUGUGGUAUUAUUGACAUAAAAAUUAUUCUAAAAUAUUUAAAAUAAGAAACAUUAUCCUAAGUUAAAAAGAGGUUACAGUAAAUUCUUUAGGAUUUUAAAUUUAAAGUUUCUGAGCAGGUGACUCAUCACUGCUAUUGUCCCUAUUCUAGCUAUUGUGUAGAGCUGGGGUUCUGGCAAAAGAAAAGUAAAUUAUUGGGUUCCCUGGCCCGAAAAAUUUUUGAACUGCUGGUGUAGAGUACCGCAGAUAAGCGGGGCUAUAUAAAAUACACUUUCUGUAAUGAAGCAGUUUCACCAUGACCUCAUUUCUGUCAGUCGCCAUUUAUUGCUGAAGCUGAGAAGUCGGAGGUAUCUCUUUCCUGUUCCUUGUUUGGGAUCUGUCAAUAUUGCCCCCCCUACCUGCUCCCUCUUGUACAUGGUCUUCAUCCUCACCUGCUCAGGUAACGUGUUGUCGGUUGCUUAUAGUGGCAUGGACACGGCUGAGAAGCACCAGCCACAGUUCCUUCCUCACUGCAAAGUUGGCACACCUUGUUUUGUUCCUGCUCACCAGAACAUUGGUCAUUCUUUGGGUCGAAGAAUCGGAGAUUGGUGUUAGCAGUGCUUGACAUCCCAGUACUGUAGUUAUGCAUACACUUGUAUGCUAAUGUUAUGUUGUAUGCAUGUAUUUAUUUGAAUUAUUAUUUUAACGUGAUUGGGGAAAAUAUCACAGAAUUUGUUUCAAUUAAAAAAUGAACUGCGUUAAUUUUUUUCCAAAGUGUUAAGAAGUUUCACUUUGAGUGCGUGACUGUUUCGUCCACCAGAUCAUUGAAGGUUCCGCCACGCGAGUGGUUGUGGGCGUGAGGGCUGUGAGCCAUCACGGUGGGCAUGUGGUCGUGCCUCGCGACUGUGCCACUGCCCGGUCGUGCAGAGCAAGAGAAAUGUCAAACAAAGGAACAUUUGUGCGAAACAGACAGUGUGUAAAUAUAUGUGUAAAAAUUAUCAAUGUACAGAGAAAAUCUAUUUCUUUAUAAUGUACAGAAAAACCUGUAAGUUUGAAUACUAACUGAAGUACCGGCAAUUAUUUGGUCAUUUGAGGAACCUGAGUCACAAAGCCUCUUUCGUGUAAUGAAACUUUUAUUUUUGCAAGAAUAUAUUGUGUUGACAGUUUGAUGAGAAAUGUUUGAUGAAAUAUUGGUAUUAAUAUUUCUCAUCGAAAAAAGAUGGACAGGCAACUGUAAUUUCUUUAAAAAAUUUGUCAAAUCUUCAAAAAAAAUGUCACCAGCUGAAAUAAUUUGAAGUAUGCAGACACAAUAUUUUUUUUAUAUUUGAAUGCUGUAGCAUAAUGCAGGAGAAAUACAAAUAAUGUAUUAAUUUUUCUCUUUAUACAAAAUCUUUGUGUUUAACAAGUGAUUCUACAGUAUAAAAAAUAAAUAUAUAUCUAUUUUUAUUAAAAAUAAAUAUGAUUUAUGAUUGUAUCUACAAUUUUUUUUAUUAUUAUUUAUACUUGUAAUGGAUUUUUUGUUGGUUUGUUAGUAGGCCUGUGCAAAUAUUUCAAUUUUCGAAUACGCAUAAGAAUAAUAAACUAUUCGUAUUUGAUUCGACCUCAAAUAGUAACACUUGGAAGUUAUGAAUAUUUUUUUGCUUAUGAAUACUUCACAUAGUAUACCUCGUGAGUUUGUCAUAUACCAAUGUUCACUGUUGAGAUAGUCAUUUUUGCAAAAUAAAUGCCCUUUUUUUAUGGUUUAAUGGGUUCUUCGUUAUCAAAAACAUGAACACUAAGCAGUUUUUUUAACGUGCAACAAGUAUUAAAGUUUUUUUCCACUACUGUCUUCCUAAACAGCAAUGGAACAAUCACGUGAUUGAUCCAAAACCUGGCAUAUUUACUAUUAAAACUUGAAAACAAAAUUAUUAUUUGUAAUGGUUUUUUUUUUUACAUGCACCAGUAGUGGGAAGUACCAGUAAAUAUAAAAUGUUCAUUAAAAAUAUCUCGGCAGUCGCGUUGUACGUGUGCAGUUGUAUGUGUGCCGGCAAGUGACGCGUCUGCUGCACUGCGAGGAAGAGGAGAGGCGGGGAAAAUACAGAAAUUAACCAGUCAGAGAGGAAGCAAGAGUGUGUGUGCAUAUGUGUGCAUUUGCAUGAGGCCACAUGGCAGGGUUGACAGUUUUCCCUCCCUCUCUUUUCUGUAAAUUUCCUGUUAACUGGCACCCACACAAUUAACGUGUCUAUCUUGACAUAGAGAUUUCUCACGCUUUCAACUGAACAUACCGUGACAAAACUGUAGCCAUUGGUGGUGUUUAUAAAAGUAUAUUUUAUAUCCUCCAGUGUACUGACAAACUGUAGCUUUCCGCCUCUUUUCUCCAAUCUUCUGAACCAAUGAGCUGAGGAAAGGAACCCUUCACUUGUAUCCACGGAACUCUAGUGAACACAGAUGUAUGGUGCUGCAACUCAUACGCAGGGACGACCCUUGCGGUGAAAAUGGUAGUUUUUUUGCCUUCUGCGGGUAAAUACGGGAACAGAAAUUAUGUUUAUAAUAUUGCUGAACAAAAAUACAGAUUACCUAGCUGCCAUUAACAAUUAAAAUGUGUUAAUAACUAGUGUUUAAAUAUGUAAAUAUGAGCUUAUUUAAUCACUAAUCACUUUUAAAAAUAUUUAUGUUUUUCAUUUUCAUCAUUGGAUAUCGUGAUAUUUUGCAUUUCACAAAAAUUUUCUGGAUCAAUAUGUAGGUUAGCAUGUUCUGUAAAAUAAGGUGAAUAAGAACUUAAAUAAAAGGUAGUUGAUUUGGUUAGGUUAAGUUAUGUUAGAUUAGCUGCAUAGUUAAAAAAAUAAUAAUUACUUUGUUUAAAUAUUGUAACAAACAUUUUAUGCAUAAUUAUUGUUAGCUGUCUUAACCUAACAAACUUUUGUUUUAGUGUUGGACUAUUUCCCAGAAGCCAUUACACUACACAUUUAAUUUUUCUUUUCCUCUAUAUUAGUUACUUAAUGUGAAAAAAAUUAUUUAUUUUUGGGUUUUUAAUACUCAUUCUUAAUAUUUAAUUUCAUAUUCAAGAUAAAUUUGGUAUUCGUAUUCAAAAAACUGUUAUUUGCACAGGCCUAAUUGUUAGUCAUUAUUCAGAAUGGCUGAUGAAAAGACAAACAGCAAACUGUCCAAGCUCUUUAUUGAUUCUUUUUUAUUAGAGUCUUAAACUUAAGUGUUUGAUUAAAAUUUAAUGCAAGAAGUUUACUGAUCAAAUUUCGUAAUAUGCCAUGGCAGGGACGGAUCUAGGAUUUACUUUGCCCGGGGCAGAAAUUGUGAAUAGCGUUCCCCCCCCCCCCCCCCCCCCUUUUUUUUUUUUCCUAUGCCAGCCAACAUUGUGCAACACCAAUAAACCUAUGAGACUUUUUUUUUGUAUUCAUGUACAUUAUUUGUAAAAAAAUUUAAUUUAAAUUUUAUCAAACCCAUUGCAUUUGCCAGAGUUUGAGGAUAACUUUUUCUUUCACAUAAGGCCAUAUUUAUAGCAAUAAUAUAAUGUUCAAGGUUAUAUGGAAAAACAAAAGAUAAAAAAAAAGUUUUUAUUGUGUUACAGUAUUAAAAUCACAACAUUGAAAAAUUAGUAGAAAUAUGUAUAUGAAAACCUCUGUUCAACAUAAGGAAAUAAACCUCUAUCUUUGUUGAGAGUUAUGCCUUUCGGUUAUGCUUUCGGAGACGUGAGAUUCUUCAGAUGACCAGUUGGUUUUAACUUUUUAUGUAAGGACUGUAGAUAAUGUAAAAUAUUUCAGGAUGUAUGUUGGUGCGAAGCCAGAUGUGUAUAUUUAAUUUUCAUUUUAUAGAUCUCUUUUUCAACUUUUGUUUAUUUGUAAUGAUGAUGACUUUCAAAACUUUAAAAAAUUGUUAUUUUCUCAAAAAAAUAAACCAGCUCUGUUAAAAUUUUACAAAUUCCAAAGAAAACAAUUAAUAUAAUAUGAAACAUUGUUGUUUUUACAUGUUUUCGUCUAUGUUUUGAAAUAAAAAAUUUAUGAUCUGUGGA
Messenger RNA from Bacillus rossius redtenbacheri, 13296 nucleotides. RefSeq lists its product as uncharacterized. Bases 727 to 7794 code for a protein of 2355 amino acids. The record is from RefSeq and is a predicted model, not a curated record. The transcript is spliced from 11 exons. NCBI's taxonomy places the organism in Eukaryota, Metazoa, Arthropoda, Insecta, Phasmatodea, Bacillidae.